GGCGAGUGGGAGGCGGGCGAGAAGGAGGGGCGCGGCGUCAUGCGAUUCGCCGACGGCGACGUCUACGAGGGCGAGUACAAGGCGGGUGAGAGGGAGGGGCACGGCGUCUACCGGUACGCCAACGGCACCGUCUACGAGGGCGAGUGGAAGGCGGAUGAGAAGGAGGGGCCCGGC
Emiliania huxleyi CCMP1516 is the source of this 174-nucleotide messenger RNA. RefSeq lists its product as hypothetical. Lineage: Eukaryota; Haptophyta; Isochrysidales; Noelaerhabdaceae. Gene Ontology annotation, cellular component: cytosol. The annotation marks the transcript as partial. The transcript has a single exon. The record is from RefSeq and is a predicted model, not a curated record.